This is a messenger RNA of Fukomys damarensis (Damara mole-rat), 3841 nucleotides long. It is a transcript of the gene Pank3, whose product is annotated as pantothenate kinase 3. Lineage: Eukaryota; Metazoa; Chordata; Mammalia; Rodentia; Bathyergidae. Gene Ontology annotation, cellular component: cytosol; nucleus. Gene Ontology annotation, biological process: coenzyme A biosynthetic process. The transcript is spliced from 7 exons. The record is from RefSeq and is a predicted model, not a curated record. Bases 1 to 1101 code for a protein of 366 amino acids. Gene Ontology annotation, molecular function: pantothenate kinase activity; ATP binding.
AUGAUUAUCAGAACAGCUUUCCCUUGGUUUGGCAUGGACAUUGGAGGAACUCUAGUAAAGCUCUCUUACUUUGAACCUAUCGAUAUCACAGCAGAGGAAGAACAAGAGGAAGUUGAGAGCCUAAAAAGUAUUCGGAAAUAUUUGACUUCUAAUGUGGCAUAUGGAUCCACUGGCAUUCGGGAUGUACACCUUGAACUAAAGGAUUUAACACUCUUUGGCCGAAGAGGGAACUUGCACUUUAUCAGAUUUCCAACCCAGGACCUGCCUACUUUUAUCCAAAUGGGAAGAGAUAAAAACUUCUCAACAUUACACACGGUGCUAUGUGCUACAGGAGGUGGUGCUUACAAGUUUGAAAAAGAUUUUCGUACAAUUGGAAACCUCCACCUGCACAAACUGGAUGAACUUGACUGCCUUGUAAAGGGCUUGCUGUAUAUAGAUUCUGUCAGUUUCAAUGGCCAAGCAGAGUGCUAUUAUUUUGCUAAUGCCUCAGAACCUGAGCGAUGCCAAAAGAUGCCUUUUAACCUAGAUGAUCCUUAUCCUCUGCUGGUAGUGAACAUUGGCUCAGGCGUCAGUAUUUUAGCAGUCCAUUCCAAAGACAACUAUAAGCGCGUGACUGGAACAAGCCUUGGAGGGGGGACCUUUCUUGGCUUAUGCAGUUUAUUGACUGGCUGUGAAAGUUUUGAAGAAGCUCUUGAAAUGGCAUCCAAAGGUGAUAGCACCCAAGCUGACAAGCUGGUCCGAGAUAUUUAUGGAGGAGACUAUGAAAGAUUUGGUCUGCCAGGUUGGGCUGUAGCAUCUAGUUUUGGGAAUAUGAUUUAUAAAGAGAAGAGAGAAUCUGUUAGUAAAGAAGAUCUGGCAAGAGCUACUUUAGUAACUAUCACCAAUAACAUUGGUUCUGUGGCACGAAUGUGUGCUGUAAAUGAGAAAAUAAACAGAGUUGUCUUUGUUGGAAACUUUUUACGUGUAAAUACUCUCUCAAUGAAACUUUUGGCAUAUGCACUGGAUUAUUGGUCAAAAGGUCAGCUGAAAGCGUUGUUUCUUGAACAUGAGGGGUACUUCGGAGCAGUUGGUGCUCUUCUUGGGCUGCCAAAUUUCAGCUAAAGCUUCAGAAGUUUCUCUGCUAAUAAAUGUCAUAAAAGGAGCUGAAACUGGAGACAUUUAUCACUGCAUUGUUUAUCACUGGGAACCAAAGGAUAAAAGAGUAGCAUUAUUGUUGUUUCAAAUGUCUGGAUGGUAAGCUUGUGAAUAUUGUCACUAAAAGUGAGAGCUCUAUAACGUGAAGUAUUUCUCCUUGAAAUGUUUUUCCUUUUGUAUAUAGCCAGUGUUCAGUCUUAAAUGUAGUUGAGCCUCUGAUUAUUAUUUUUGCUUUUGUUCCGGGGAUCAAACUCGGGUCAUUGUACUCGAGAGGAAGGCGGCAGAACCACUGAGCUACCAUAGCCUCUGAUUGUUGAGCUUCCUCUCAAAAAGAUUUUCUAUUCAUUUUAUGUAGCCAACAUUGCAGUACUAUACCAUACCCAGUCACAAAUCUUAAAAUCUGAGAAAUGUGUAACAUAUGAAAAAUAAUUGAAUCUGAAUAUUUGUUACAAGUCUGUAUUAUGUGUGUUUUGGGUUGUGAGCAGACAGUAACAUACUCUAUCAAAAUUUAUUGUAAUGGCAAUCAAAGAAUAAUCAUUUUGUGUGAUUUUAGAAAUGUUAAGGAGUUACUGUUUUUCUAAUAUACUCCCUCAGAAAGGCGUGUUUAUAUGAUCUUUCCCUAGAAUUACAGCGUUCCUCAAAUGCCAUAACUUAAUUGAGUAUAAUUUAACUAAAAUAUUGUUCAUAAAUGUUAGCCUGAAUUUUAAAAUCACUGGAAAAUGCACAUAUUUGUUAACACUACACUUUCUAUGUUUUAUGAGUUGAUCAAAACAUGUUAAAAGAAUAGUGUUUUUAAAUUGCAGGUUUAAUUAUUUUGCAGUUUGUGUAAUGAGGUCUUUGGGCCUCAAAAGGAAUAUGGUUUAUGUGAAUUGACAUUUAUCUCAGGUCUAAACUUACACAUUUCUCUUAGAUUUGAACUAUGAAGGCUAAAGAUUUUGUUCUAUUAUGAACAGCCACAGAAUCACAUUUGUUCUAAAUGGGUGUUUUGAAAUUUUGUGGGAGUCUGAGGCGGUAUUAUAGAAUUACAAAAGCAUCAGUGUUUCAGAUAUUCUGUUAAUAAAAGCAUUGUAGUUCCAAAAUUUGUAAAUGCUUUUGCCUUGAAAUUUAUUCUCUAUUUUGAAUUCAUCUUUUAUAAUGUUAUAAAAAUGUUCAGGCUUUUACAUUGACAGUAACAUUUUAGAGGUCCAGUAGUAGCUAGUGAACUUGUUCAAAUCUGUUGCUUAUGGUUUAGGAAGUAGAACAACUUGGGAAGAAAUUCACCUCUAUGAAUUACCAGUAAAUCUAGAUGUACUUUGAAGAGCUUAAAAAUUGUUUACAUUUCAAAGGAAGUAUUAAUCAUGUAUUUUUACAGGCCCCAGUGUUGCUCAGUAAAGAGCAGUUUUCAGUAGACUAAUAAGAGGUGAAGAAGACAUUUUUCUGUGUAAUUUUCCAGUUUUGUGGCCAAGUAUUUAAAAUUCAGUUUUUUAUAUCUAAAGGUAUCAACAUAUAAAUAAAAGGAUAGAAUAUUUAAGGGGAAAGCUUGUAAUGGUAAUGUUUUAUAAUUUAGACUCCUUGGAACUUUGAAUUGGUUGCCCAGUAGCUAUUUUAUAAGCCUACAGUGACUUCACAUAGCUUGCUUUAAGAUUUUUAUAGGAGUGACUGGUAGUUGCAUCAGCCAUACUUUUGGUUCAUUUUAUUUUAAAUGUUUCUGAUUAGGGUAGUUGUACAGGUAGGAAUUUAUUGAAUGAUGGCAACUACAAGUUAUAUCUGUGACAAACCACAUUACCAGUAGGUUAGGGCAGUCUUUAAAAGAAAUAGAACAAAGAAUAUAAGUUAAUUUGAUCACUAUACUUUGGUUAACAUGGAUCUGUGAUUCAUGUUUUAGUCUUUGAAACUGAAAUUAUCUGCUCAAAUGCACGGAAAAGUGAACAGCCAUCUCGCCACUAUUGCUCUUAGCCUUUUCUAUAUGUAAUAUAGAAUUAUUGGACUAAUUUGUAAGGAUGUAGGAUUGUGCAGAAGGCUGCCAAGAUUCCAAUUUUUUUUAACUUUUAACUCAUGAAAUUCCCUCAAAAAAUACUGUGAUAAAUAGGUUUGGUUCUGAAGUCAGCCUGUUCUAGAGGUCUGUUUCAGUGAUGGCAGACCUGUGGCAUGGGUGCCAAAGAGGACUGUUCGUAUCAUUGAAAGCUCUAAAAGGUACACACACCAUCAGUGGGCUAAUAAGUGUAUUUAAAAAAAUAACAAGCAGGUGAAGAUCAUUUUACUAUGUAUUUUUAACUCAGUAUCUCCAGGAUGUUAUUUAAACUUGUAAUCAGUGCAAAAAAUUAUUUGUUUUAAACCUGAGUCUUCAAAACUAGUUUGUAUUUCGCAUUUAUAACAUGUCUCAGUUUGGACCAGUCACUUUUUAAAUGCUCAGUAACCACAUACGAGUAAUGGCUGCUGAGUUGGACAGUGCAUUUCUAGAACUCUCUCUUAAAAGUGAAGGCUAUUCUGGGUUCAUAAAAACUUUCUGAAUGUGGACUUACUAAAAAGGAAACCUUAUUUUUUAAAAAAGGGAUUAAAAAUUGGGUUAGUUUAUUUUAUAUAAGGUAUUUCUGACAAUUCCAAAAAUGUCCUAUAUUAGCAUCCUAUCAUUUCAUGUAGAAUAUAUAUUAUUUUUCCAGUGACACUGAUAAAGUUGCCUGAGAAACAUCCUGACAGUUUGACAAUCUCUAAAAUACAUUUCCUUCAC